Scaptodrosophila lebanonensis is the source of this 1549-nucleotide messenger RNA. RefSeq names its product glucoside xylosyltransferase 1 (gene shams). Gene Ontology annotation, biological process: protein O-linked glycosylation via N-acetylgalactosamine. NCBI's taxonomy places the organism in Eukaryota, Metazoa, Arthropoda, Insecta, Diptera, Drosophilidae. The record is from RefSeq and is a predicted model, not a curated record. Gene Ontology annotation, molecular function: UDP-xylosyltransferase activity. The transcript is spliced from 4 exons. Bases 230 to 1312 code for a protein of 360 amino acids.
UUUAAUGUUCAAUGAACAUUGUUCAUGCGCGAGAGAUAUGUAUGUACGUGUGUAUGCUGUUGUUUGGAAACACGUUUGUAAAAUAAACCCACAAAAUGGUGAUGGCGGUUUUCUCGUACUAAACGUGGACGGCCAAAUAAUUGCACUAAACUGUGCAAAGUAGUCUAACACCUCAAAAUAAAUCUACAAAAAAUGUAAUACAUGAAAAGUUGGUUUAAAAAUUAUUACCAUGCAUCAUAUCCAAAUGUGCAUACUGGUCUCGGUAGCGAUGGCUUCAUUAUUAUACAUCUUACAUCGAGGUCCAAGUGUAUCAGGUGUGAAAGAGUCGUCACUUUCCGGUACACCAAUAACGCAACCCCAAAAAAACACUCUUCACAUCGCUGUAGUCGUCUGCGGUCAACGAGUUCAGGAAACCCUUGUUAUGAUCAAAUCCGCCAUUCUUUUUAAUCAUUAUCAAGAACUAAUAAAAUUUUUAAUAUUCACUGAGGACAGAUUACGUGAAAUCUUUAAAGAGAAACUUGAGGAUUGGCGUAAACUACUACCACAUUUAUUUGAUUUCGAGCUUUUUCCCUUAAGUUUUCCUUCCCAGAGUAAAAAAGAAUGGAGAAAUCUUUUUAAGCCUUGUGCCUCCCAACGUUUAUUUUUGCCAUCGCUUUUACCUGAGGUUGAUUCACUGCUUUAUGUGGAUACAGAUGUUUUGUUUUUGUCUCCCAUAUCAGAUGUAUGGGAAUAUUUCUACAAAUUCAAUGACAGUCAAUUGGCAGCCCUUACUCCUGAGCAUGAAAAUGAAAACAUCGGCUGGUACAACCGUUUUGCACGGCACCCGUAUUAUGGUCGGCUUGGAGUGAACUCUGGUGUAAUGUUAAUGAACUUAACCCGAAUGAGAAAAUUUGAAUGGGAAAAACACAUUUUACCCAUUCACAAUGAGUACAGGCUGCGAAUUACUUGGGGAGAUCAAGAUAUAAUAAAUAUCCUAUUUUACUAUCACCCGGAUAAACUUUAUAUUAUUCCGUGUGAAUAUAACUACCGUCCAGAUCACUGUAUGUAUAUGAGUAUAUGCACCUCAUCGCAAAAAGGCAUUAAAAUAAUACAUGGUAAUAGAGGAUAUUUUCAUUCCGAUAAGCAGCCAUUGUUCAGAAUCAUAUAUGAAGCUAUCGAAAAAUACCAAGUAGGUACAAGUCCUUAUCAAAACUUUCUAUUGCCCCUACAAUCAUCAUUAAUCCAACAAAAUAUAAAUGAUUCCAACUGCGGGAAAAUUUCAAAUCAAGCCGUUCUUAUUGCAAACAACUUAUUUAUAAAUGAAUACCUUUAAAAUUCGAACUUAAGCCUGCCUGAAAAAUAAUUCGUUAUUGUUCGAACAUGUGCCUUUCGAAAUUUAUUUAUAAAUGUAGAACGUCCUUUAAUUUAUUAAUUAUCAAGGAUAAGAGUAAAUGAAGACCAAAAAUAGUCUUUUCCGAUUGCAAUACAUGGUCAUAAGUAUUAUUUUUUAAGAGUAAGAUAAAUUUCUUAAGUUGUAAUCCAUAAUUUAAAUAUACCUACAUAUCUAAAA